AUGGCUACUCGUGUACAAAGCCUUCCCGGAAGGCCGCCGAUGCGCCAUGGAUCAAGCAGCUACCGCCACUCCCGCUCGUCCCUGUACGUCGCUCACACACCCUCUCUCGAGCCGAUCACGACCCCAGACGAAGACGAGGACGCGGAUGAGUCGACAAUAGCCGCCGCUCCACCCACCGACGGUGUGGGCCUCUUCGCGUCGCGAGCCAUCUCCAAGGGCGCCAUCGUCCUAUGCGAGUCUCCAAUGUUCACCCAACCUUCUCCCCCUGCGCGCACGAACUCAACAGUCAUGGCCGCGCUGGCCCAGUGUACGCGCGACGAGCAGCGGCAAUACUUCAACCUCGCGAACGCGCACAAGUGCAAGGUACUUCCGGCCCUCGGCAUCUUCGAGACGAACGCUCUUCCGUGCGGCAAGGCACGCAGCGGCCGCAAGGCGGGGGUGUUCCUCACCGCCGCGCGACUCAACCACUCGUGCCGGCCGAACCUUGCGCGGUCGUGGGACGAGGCGUCGCAGCAGAUGACGUUCCGCGCGCUACGCGACGUCGCGGAGGGCGAGGAGCUGUGCUUGAACUAUGUGGACGUCAUUGGGACGCGCGCGCAGAGGACGGAGGAGCUGCAGAGUGCGUAUGGGUUCGAGUGCGUGUGCGAGGCGUGUGCGCUGGGGUUCGAGGAGCUCGCGGAGAGCGACAGGCGGAGGGCCGCGAUCCGCCGGCUGUUCGAAGAGGUGGCUGUAUGUGGGAACGAGCCAACUCUCGGGCUCAGGAAGGUCAAACUCGCCCUCCAGUUACUGAAGGAGGAAGAGCUCGUCCACUACGAGGCAUCGUUCUGCUUCGAUGGGUUUCAGUUUUGCAUCCUGGUUUCCGACUUCGUGAACGCGAAGGCGUGGAUUCGCAAGGCCUGGGAGGCUUCCUGCAAUACCUCCGGGCCAGACAGCCCUGCGUCGCGCGCGUUCAAGAUGUAUUGGGCCAAUCCUCGGGCGCACGAGCUAGCCGGUAUGCUGCCGCGUGCGACGCUGCACGGACCCGACUAG
This is a messenger RNA of Trametes versicolor FP-101664 SS1, 1029 nucleotides long. Its product is annotated as SET domain-containing protein. NCBI's taxonomy places the organism in Eukaryota, Fungi, Basidiomycota, Agaricomycetes, Polyporales, Polyporaceae. The transcript is spliced from 5 exons. Bases 1 to 1029 code for a protein of 342 amino acids. The record is from RefSeq and is a predicted model, not a curated record. Gene Ontology annotation, molecular function: protein binding.